Papaver somniferum (opium poppy) is the source of this 642-nucleotide messenger RNA. Its product is annotated as GPN-loop GTPase QQT2-like. Bases 1 to 642 code for a protein of 213 amino acids. The record is from RefSeq and is a predicted model, not a curated record. NCBI's taxonomy places the organism in Eukaryota, Viridiplantae, Streptophyta, Magnoliopsida, Ranunculales, Papaveraceae. The transcript is spliced from 5 exons. Gene Ontology annotation, molecular function: GTPase activity.
AUGACAAUUCCAUACGGUGUCAAUAUUGAUAUAAGAGAUGCUGUCAAGCACAAAGAAGUCAUGAAACAGUAUAAUCUUGGUCUCAAUGGAGGGAUUUUGACAUUGCUUAACUUGUUUGCAACUAAAUUCGAUGAGGUUGUAUCCGAGAAACGUGCUGAUCAGCUAGAUUAUGUACUUGUGGAUACUCCUGGUCAGAUUGAAAUAUUCACUUGGUCAGCUUCAGGAUGGAUUAUUACCGAAGCUUUUGCUUCCACUUUCCCCACUGUGAUUGCCUAUGUAGUUGAUACACCUCGUUCAUCAAGCCCAGUUACAUUCAUGACUUAUGUGACUUUUGUUGCCAAGUAUAUAAUUGGUCGUCCUAAGCCUCUCACUUGUCCUGGACGAAUUCUACAACAAUCUCACCCAGUCGUUGUAUCUGCAAUUACUGGAGCUGGUAUGGAUGCGUUCUUUAAGAUCAUAGAUGCAAGUGCUGAUGAGUACAUGGAGACCUACAAGAAUGAUCUUGACAAGAGACGGGAAGAGAAGCAAUGGUUGGAAGAGGAACACAGACACCGGAAUAUGGAUAAGCUAAGGAAGAACAUGGAAAAAUCUGGUGGAGAAUCUGGUUCUGAGUACUGGGUUGAAGGACGAACCAAGCACUAG